GCGGGCGGAGAUUGGCCUGUCCUCAUCUCUGUGACUCCUUCUUGUCUCAAUCAGUCACUGCGUGGUCUUCAUGGUUCUCAAACCACUGCACGGAGAGCCAGCCAUGCAAGCAACUCGGGCAUCCGCUAUCAGUGUGUUUGCAGACUGCAGCAUCCCGGCGGGCCUGCGGAUAGGACCGGUGCCUGGCGUCUUCAAACUAGGGAAAUACGUUACUGAUCGCAAAGAAGUCGUAACCAAGAGAAAGAUUCGGCUGCUGAGGGGCGAAAUCGUGGAUGAAUCAGGUUGCCCUGUGCCAGACUGGAUUGGGUGUAUCCGGGCGGCCAGAAACAGUCAAGAACAGAACUUGGAGGCUGUCUCAGAUCUACCUAGUGGGCAGAUUUUCUAUCGUGUGCUGACGGAGAUCCCAGCAGGCGAGGAGCUGAGUGUGUGGUACUCCAACACUCUGGCUCAGUGGUACGACAUCCCUACCACUGCCACUCCAACACACGACGAAAAAGGUGAAGAACGCUACAUUUGCUGGUACUGCUGGAGAAUAUUUAAAUAUCCCAACACACUGAAGGCCCACGUCCAUUUCCACUGCGCUCUGAGCAACGGGCGGAGCUUUGUGAACAGCGAGCAGGCCAGGAGCACAGACAGCUUCAGCAGGUCACCCAAAUCCGGGGACAUUCCCUACACCUCCGCCUCGCCCAGGAACGGCCACAACACCUCCAUAUCAGACUCUGUCAGACGGACCGUGUCUUCCUCACCUUUCCUCAACAAAGUUGGCGUAUCAAAGAAACCCAGCUCUGAGGAGCAGGACAGAGCACUUGACAUGAGCGUUACCUCGGCCAGAAACCACGGACAUCUCAUGGGCCUUGGCGCAACGUCUUCAAUGUUGAGCAACAUGGGGUUCCACCCAGGCGUGCGCUCUGCAUUCAAGCCCAUGGGCCAAUCCAAGGUCCCCACGGCUGAAGUCUACAGAGAGGAAACUAAUGGGAAGCAUAAUGGACUAGGCUUCAGCAAACUCAUGGGGAACAUGAAAUCAACGCGAGCCUUGAAUGAACCUUUGAUCGGAAGCCAUCCCUCCAAGUGCGUCCAUCCAUUAGAUUCUACAUCUCCCGUGGUCCCGUGCGCAAACACCAUCAGGGGUUUUCCGUUAAUACCUAAUUUUGAGGAGACAUCGGCUUUCAAGCACGUGGAGAGCCGAAUGCACUCUGGACUGUCCCCCUCGCGCUACUCUCACAUGUCCUCUGGAUUCCAUUUUGAGAGGUUUUCUCUGCCUCAGUUUGAUGGCGUCAAGCCAUAUAAUGGAGAUUGCAAUAUCCCCCUCAUGCCAUUCACCGUGUACAAUGGCGAGCUGCUUUAUAGUUCACCAUACUACCCACUGAAAUUCCAUUUGAGCAAUCUCCUAAAAUACCCGGAGACAAUGUCCUACUUUGGCGCACCUGCACUCAACCAAGACCUGGGUUCAAUUACCAACAUUGACAGGGAGAUAGCCAUGCACACUCAACAGUUGUCUGAAAUAGCCGUUGAAAAGAACCGAACCAGGCUCGACUCUAUGCCCACUGCUAACACAGGCUCAGGGAAGCCCAAAAAGGGACACUUAUGUCUUUACUGUGGUAAACUGUACUCUCGGAAAUACGGACUCAAGAUUCACAUGAGAACUCACACAGGGUACAAACCGUUGAAGUGCAAAGUUUGUUUUCGGCCCUUCGGUGACCCCAGCAACCUGAAUAAGCACAUCCGUCUGCACGCGGAAGGGAAUACCCCGUACAGGUGCGAAUUCUGUGGCAAGGUGCUGGUGCGCCGGAGGGAUUUGGAGCGUCAUGUCAAAUCAAGGCACCCUGGACAAACAAUCAAAAAAGCUGAGGACAAAACCGAGGGCAUAUUCGAGGAUCAAGAGCAAAAGAGCGACAAUGACAGCGACGUUGAUGUAUGCUUCACCGAUGAUCAGAGCGACCAAGAAUCCAGUAAAAUAGAUGAUUAAUUGAGAUUUUGACACGAAUAUGGCAAAGACGGCAUAAUGUUUUGUGAAAUGGUUACAGGUUACCUGUACAUAUUUCUGUGUAACUUAUGAUUUCCCCAAGGAGCGAAAGUUAUUUAUGUAUGUUUUAAAGCUAUUGAAAAUGUAAUUGUUAAUACAAAAAAAAAAUCAGAUUAGGACUAGACAAUUUUCAAAUGAGCUUUUUCUUUUACAACAAUGUCCUAUUCGUUUCAGAUGGAACAAAGUAUAGGCAGUAUGAUUUCAGAAUUGUAUAAUAUCACAGCUGAUGAUAAUGAAUUUAUUUUUGUAUACGCUAAUUGGUAGCCAAUAUGUUCCCCAAAUAGAGGUCGGCUGCACUUUAAAACACUUACUGCUAUUUCUUUUUCAUUCAUUUCAAUUACAAUUACUUAAAUGUUGCACUUUCUUGCGAGGGCAUUUAAUUGUUUUUAGGGCAAAGUUGAAAAGGCUCAGCAAAUAUUUAUAGCAGUUAGUACUAAUCCAUUAUUUAAGGAUCUUGUUUAUAGUAAAAAAUGACAUCUGAUUUAAACAGCAUCAUGUACAAAUCUAAGAAUAUGAUAUUUCACUGCUCAGUGAAAAAGUGUUGUAUGUUUGUUCAUAAGUGAUAUUGUAUAUUGACAAUAUUUUCCUCUUGUUCAUUGAGUUGUUCCUUUUUAAUAAAUGUAAUUUAAAACUUUGAAAUGGUUUGUAAUUUGAUUCA
Messenger RNA from Oncorhynchus nerka (sockeye salmon), 2681 nucleotides. Its product is annotated as PR domain zinc finger protein 13-like. Gene Ontology annotation, biological process: urogenital system development; regulation of transcription by RNA polymerase II; embryo development. Gene Ontology annotation, molecular function: RNA polymerase II transcription regulatory region sequence-specific DNA binding; DNA-binding transcription factor activity, RNA polymerase II-specific; protein binding. The record is from RefSeq and is a predicted model, not a curated record. Lineage: Eukaryota; Metazoa; Chordata; Actinopteri; Salmoniformes; Salmonidae. Bases 71 to 1966 code for a protein of 631 amino acids. The transcript is spliced from 4 exons. Gene Ontology annotation, cellular component: nucleus.